Molecule: messenger RNA, 797 nt
Organism: Tripterygium wilfordii
Lineage: Eukaryota; Viridiplantae; Streptophyta; Magnoliopsida; Celastrales; Celastraceae
Product: heavy metal-associated isoprenylated plant protein 20-like
Exons: 3
Coding region: 83-535 (150 amino acids)
Molecular function (GO): metal ion binding
Source: RefSeq, a predicted model, not a curated record
CCCACAUAGUUCCAUAUCCUUCAAACUCUCUCCCACCUCGUCUUCUCCCUCUCUCACUCUCUCUCUCUCUCUCUCUCUCUAAAUGGGUGCUCUUGAUUCUCUCGCGGACUAUCUCUCAGAAUUGUUCACUGAAGCCAAAAGGUCCAAGAAACGCAAACCCAUGCAGACAGUUGAAAUUAAAGUGAAAAUGGACUGCGAUGGCUGUGAAAGGAGAGUUAGACAUGCUGUUUCCAGCAUCAAAGGUGCGAAAUCAGUGGAAGUGAACAGAAAACAAAGCAGAGUAACAGUUAGCGGAUACGUGGAGCCAAACAAGGUGUUAAAGAAAGUGAGGAGCACAGGGAAGAGAGCUGAGUUCUGGCCUUACGUGCCUUACAACUUGGUUGCAUAUCCAUAUGUUGCUCAAGCUUACGAUAAAAAGGCACCCUCUGGUUAUGUUAAGAAUGUUGUCCAAGCCCUACCAAAUCCCAAUGCACCAGAAGAGAAGCUCACUACUCUUUUUAGUGAUGAAAACCCUAAUGCAUGUUCAAUUAUGUAGAAGCUAUAGAUCUACCAUAUAAGAACCUUUUUUGUGGAUUAAUUCGGAAUUAUUAGAUUUAUUUGAGACAUUUUGUACUGUGAGUAAUUAGGCGUGUAUGUUAAUCACUCGGGUGAUACCCUAGUUGUGAAUUUUAAUAAGUUCAAAAUGUAUGAACUCAGUAGGUCUUCAUGAGUUCAAUUUUCAUUAGGAGCAACACCCUCUUGGCAUUACACUGGUUGUUGGCUUAACUGACCCUAUUAUCAGGCGGGAAGUUUCUUUA